This is a messenger RNA of Brassica oleracea var. oleracea, 1818 nucleotides long. RefSeq lists its product as uncharacterized. The coding region runs from base 1 to 1818 and encodes 605 amino acids. Gene Ontology annotation, molecular function: catalytic activity. The record is from RefSeq and is a predicted model, not a curated record. NCBI's taxonomy places the organism in Eukaryota, Viridiplantae, Streptophyta, Magnoliopsida, Brassicales, Brassicaceae. The transcript is spliced from 4 exons.
AUGGAUAUAUUUUGCUGGAAUGUAAGAGGAAUAAAUGAUCCAGUAAAGCGUCGUGGUUUUCGAAAGUGGAUUCGUAAAUAUAAUCCUAUCUUUGGUUGUCUCGUUGAGAGUCAUGUACAGCAGCCUAACUCGGUCCCUGUAGUCAACAUCCUGCCCAAUUGGUCCUUCGACGAUAACUAUGAUUUCUCUGAUCUAGGGAAAAUCUGGGUUGUCUGGAAGCCUUCUGUGCAGGUUAAAAUUAUCGCCAAGACUCUGCAAAUGAUCACCUGUUCUGUCAAACUCCCGUUUCAGACAAGUGAGUUUGUGGUCUCUUUUAUUUACCCUUCAAAUUGUCGAAGAGAAAGAAGACUAUUAUGGAGUGAGCUUGAAUCUACAUAUUGCUUGCCUCAGCUUUGCAGUCUUCCUUGGAUUGUGAUGGGGGACUUUAACGAGAUCAUCAGUCCCUCGGAGCACUCCAGCGCUGAUCACUCAACCUCAACCAGGGGUAUGUGUGAUUUCAGAGAACGUCUUCAACAAUGUUCUCUCUCUGACCUUCAGUACAGCGGAAACACUUUUACCUGGUCAAACUCGUCUGUGUCUAAGAAGCUGGAUCGUGUUGUCUACAAUGAAGAAUGGCUAGAGAGCUUCCCCGAGUCCAUUGCAGUUUUUGGCAAGCCUGGUAUAUCUGAUCACAGCCCUUGCUGCACCUUCCUAGACCAAUUCAAACCUCCUCAGAAACGCCCUUUUCAGGAAAUGAAGCCUUUCAUUCGUGCUUUCAAUAAGGAAAAUUACUCAGAGAUCAAGAAGCCGGUUCAAGAGGCGUUUGAUCAUCUCACGGACUGUCAGCAAGUCUCCCUGUCUGCGCCAAGCUCACUUGUUGCUGAUGCAGAGAGAUCGUCCCAUGCCAGGUGGUAUGGUUUGGCCAAGGCUGAGGAUAAAUUCCUUAGACAAAGAUCAAGGGUGCAAUGGUCGGUUGAUGGGGAUGAAGGCACUGCCUUUUUUCACCGCGCUAACCGAGCAAGACAAUCCCAAAACCAUAUCCAUUUUCUGCUUGGUGAUGAUGGUCGUGUAAUUGACUCUCUCGAGGGGGUAAAAUCUCACGCAGUUAACAACUUCCAGAAUCUUUUGGGUGGUGCCAACGCAUCUACAACAUCUACUCCUGAUGACAUUGCGUCGAUUAUGCAAGUUAGAUGCUCCGCCGAAGCUAUUACCUCUCUUGCUGCACCAUUCACUGUUCUCGACAUUGAAAAGGCAUUCUUGUCUCUUCCAAAGAACAAGUCUCCUGGACCUGACGGCUACCCCGCUGAGUUAUUCACUGGAAAUUGGAAGGUGGUUGGACGAAACUUAAUAGCUGCGGUGAAAGAAUUCCUGAGCACGGGGGAACUGCUUCAACAAUGGAAUGCAACUCUCCUUAUCCUGGUCCCGAAAAAGACCAAUGCCAACAAGAUUACUGAAUUCAGACCUAUAGCUUGUUGCAACACAGUAUACAAGGUGGCUUCAAAGCUGCUAGCCAAUCGACUGAAAGACCACCUCCCGACUCUAAUCUCCUCCUCUCAGUCAGCUUUUGUUCCUGGUCGCUUGCUGGUUGAUCUCCAGAAUGCGUUCGAUACCCUGGACUGGAACUUUGUUCUCUAUACCCUAGAAGCUUUGGAGUUUCCUCUGGUCUUCUCGCAACAGUUGAAGAGGAAAUUUCAAGACGGAUCCAUUGGCUUUCACCCCAAUACCUCAUCCUUGCAGGUCACUCACCUAUCCUUUGCUGAUGACCUGAUGAUCUUCACAGAUGGGACGCCUAAUUCUGUGAAAUGCAUUGCUGAUACAAUGGAGGACUUUGCUCUCUAG